CUUUCUUUUCAUGUUCUUGAAUAAUUUCUGAUACUACUGAACCACCCCAUUCUCUCAAUUUGAAUCCUGUGGGCCCAUCUUUUUCCUUCAGUUUUGGGAUUUACCUGUUAACUUCUGGAGUUCCUCGUUCUCACUCACCACUGAUUUUAUGGAGGAUGCCAAGGAAGCUUGCGGCAACGCAAAAACUAACGACGAAAACCCUAGUUCUGCGGUGGCAGUCGAAGCCGAAGCCGAUGUCGGAACCGGAACUAAUUUGCCUGCGCCUCCGCAGGCUUCGAGGACGCCAUUCACGAACCUCAGCCAAGUCGAUGCAGACCUUGCCCUCGCAAGGACUUUACAAGAACAGGAAAGGGCGUAUAUGAUGUUGAGAAUGAACGGUGAAGUAAGUGAUUAUGGAAGUUCGGAUGCUGGUAGCUAUGCGGAUGAAGAUGAGGUUGAUGAUCUGAACGAGGAUGAAAAUGCUGGGACUGAUGCUGAAGAAGAUGCAUUUGAUGUGCACCCUCAUGCUGAUGCAGCGGAUGAUGAUGAUCAGGGUAAUGAAUUCGACAGUGAUGAGGCCUUUGCAAGAGCACUCCAAGACGCUGAAGAGAGAGAAAUGGCUGUCCAUUUAAUGGCACUCGCUGGGAUAAAUGAUUGGGAGGCAGAAGACACUGAGGACCAUGGUAGUAACUCUCAGGAUACCUGGGAAGAAGUUGAUCCAGAUGAGCUGUCAUAUGAGGAAUUGCUUGCAUUGGGUGAAGUAGUUGGAACCGAGAGCAGAGGACUUUCUGCUGAAACUAUUGCCUCCUUGCCUUCGAUUAAUUACAAAGCACAAAGCAGUCAGGAUGGAAGUACAGAUCAGUGUGUUAUUUGCCGUUUGGACUAUGAGGAUGGUGAUGCCUUGACUGUGCUUUCAUGCAAGCAUUCAUACCACUCAGAGUGCAUAAACAAUUGGCUUCAAAUAAAUAAGGUGUGCCCUGUUUGCAGUGCUGAGGUCUCUAUUUCUGGAAGCAGGUAGGAUGAUGACAGGUUACGUAUGACCUCAUUUUAGGUAUUAUACCUGUGGUUCAUGUGCCACUCAACAUUGCGAGGCAUGGCUUUGGUUUUGAACACACACUGGUCGCUUAUGGAAUUGUGUUGUACUUGCAAUUCUCUAUUCUCAUCCUUUGUAAGCUCAACCCUACUCCCUCCCCCUCCCAAC
Messenger RNA from Telopea speciosissima, 1180 nucleotides. Its product is annotated as E3 ubiquitin ligase BIG BROTHER-related-like. The transcript has 7 exons. The record is from RefSeq and is a predicted model, not a curated record. NCBI's taxonomy places the organism in Eukaryota, Viridiplantae, Streptophyta, Magnoliopsida, Proteales, Proteaceae. Bases 149 to 997 code for a protein of 282 amino acids.